Messenger RNA from Selaginella moellendorffii, 2502 nucleotides. Its product is annotated as oligopeptide transporter 4. Gene Ontology annotation, molecular function: oligopeptide transmembrane transporter activity. Bases 213 to 2444 code for a protein of 743 amino acids. The transcript has 6 exons. Gene Ontology annotation, biological process: transmembrane transport. The record is from RefSeq and is a predicted model, not a curated record. NCBI's taxonomy places the organism in Eukaryota, Viridiplantae, Streptophyta, Lycopodiopsida, Selaginellales, Selaginellaceae.
CAAUGCCGUCAUAUGUGUAAAAAUCAUUGCCAUGGUUGGCAAUUUUAAUCCAAACAAGGAACACAUGAUCCAUUUUAAGAGCCAAAGUGCUGGAAAUAUUUAUAGGCGGUCUCCUUUUGCGUGCUCUCCUAAAGUCUAGAUUUCUUCCAGUUUUCUUUCUCCUUCCAUGCUUCUUGGAGGGGCAAGCCAGUGAGAAAAAGAAGAGAGCCGCUAUGGCGACCGACAUGGAGGCGGGCAAGCGAGGUGAGCAAGAGGAAGAGUUCCAUGGCGAUUCGAAAGAGGAGCAAUCGCCAAUUGAGCAAGUGGCGCUCACGGUGGAUGUGGAGGACGAUCCCUCGCAGCCAGUGUGGACGUUCCGGAUGUGGGCGAUUGGCAUCCUUGCGUGCGCAAUGCUCUCCUUCCUCAACCAGUUCUUCUCCUACCGCACGGAGCCGCUGGUGAUCACGCUCACCUCGGCCCAGAUCGUGGCGCUGCCAAUCGGCCGCUUCAUGGCCGCGGUGCUGCCCACCAGGAUCUACCGCGUCCCCUUCACGGGCUUCGAGUUCUCGCUCAAUCCGGGGCCCUUCAACAAGAAGGAGCACGUCCUUAUCACCAUCUUCGCCAAUGCUGGCUCCGCGUUUGGGAAUGGAGGGGCUUACGCGGUCUUCAUCGUCGACAUCAUCAAAGCUUUCUACAAGAGGAAGAUCCAUUUCUACACUGGGCUCUUGCUGGUGAUCACCACUCAGGUCUUGGGCUAUGGAUGGGCUGGUCUUUUGCGAAAGUAUCUGGUGGAGCCUGCGAGUAUGUGGUGGCCCGGGAACCUCGUGCAAGUCUCUCUUUUCAAGACUUUACACGACAAGGAGAGCGUCAAGGGCCUGACGAGGAUCCAGUUCUUCCUCAUCUUCCUCACCGUCGGCUUCGCGUACUACGCACUCCCGGGCUACCUCUUCAGCGUCCUCUCCUCCAUCUCCUGGGUUUGCUGGGCCUUCCCCAACUCGGUCCUGGCACAGCAGCUCGGGUCGGGCUUCCAGGGGCUCGGACUCGGCGCCAUCGGCCUCGACUGGGCUUCGGCCUCCUCUUACCUCGGAAGUCCUCUCGUCUCUCCAUUCUUCGCCAUCGCCAACGUCGCCGUGGGCUACAUCCUCAUCGCCUACGUGAUGAUGCCAACCUUCUAUUGGGCCAACAUCUACAACGCCAAGACCUUUCCGAUCUUCUCCAGCCAUCUGUUUACGUCCAAGGGCCAGAUCUACGACAUACAAAAGGUGGUGAAUGAUAAGUUCGAGCUGGACAUGGCGGAAUACCAGCGGCAAGGUCCCAUCCACAUGAGCACAUUCUUCGCCAUGACGUACGGGUUUGGCUUCGCGGCCGUAGCGUCAACCAUCACCCACGUCCUCUGCUUCCACGGAAAGGACAUUUGGAGGAUGAGCCGGUCCGCACUCAAGUCUCCACCCGAUGUUCAUGCGCGAAUGAUGCAGCGAUACCCAACAAUCCCCAACUUGUGGUUUGUGAUUCUCAUGUUGGUUUCGCUGGGUGUAGCCAUCGCGACUUGCUUGGGCUUUAAGGAGCAAAUCCAGCUCCCGUGGUGGGGUGUGAUUCUCUCCUGCGCCAUUGCCGCAACUUUCACGCUCCCAGUUGGAGUUAUCACUGCCACCACCAACAUCACUCCGGGACUAAACAUCAUCACCGAGUAUAUCGUGGGUUACAUGCUUCCGGGGAAGCCCAUCGCCAACGUUGUCUUCAAGACGUAUGGGUACAUGAGCAUGACCCAAGCGCUCUCGUUUCUUUCCGACUUUAAGCUCGGCCACUACAUGAAGAUCCCACCACGAUCGAUGUUCACCGUCCAGAUUGUAGGAACGAUCAUUGCGGCCACCGUCAACAUGGGAGUGGCAUGGUGGCUGCUAAACGGGAUCGACAACAUCUGUGACACCGAGAAGCUCCCGGCGAGCAGCCCCUGGACGUGCCCCAGCGAUCGCGUCUUCUUCGACGCAUCAGUCAUCUGGGGCCUUGUCGGUCCCAAGCGGAUCUUCGGCUCCCUGGGCGAGUACAGCCAGCUGAGCUGGUUUUUCCUCAUCGGCAUCCUGGCUCCAAUUCCCGUCUGGAUCCUCUCGCGAGCGCUCCCCAAGGUGGAGUUCCUGCGCUACGUGAACAUCCCCGUGAUCCUGGGAGCCACCGGGUACAUGCCACCCGCGACGUCGGUGAACUACACGACCUGGAUCACACUCGGCGUCGUCUUCAACUAUUUCGUCUACAAGUACCGCAAGGCGUGGUGGAAGCGCUACAACUACGUGCUGUCCGCGGCGCUGGACGCCGGCUCGGCCUUCAUGGCCGUGGUGCUCUACUUCAGCCUCGGCCUCGAGGACGUCUCGCUCACCUGGUGGGGGACCUCGGAUCGCGAUCACUGCCCUCUGGCAAAGUGUCCCACGCAGCCUGGGAUUGUUGUGGAUGGCUGCCCUGUGUAUAGCUAAUCUUCGAGAACCUACCAAAGACUUAAGUCAUACCAAGUCAAACGAGAAGUUUUCAGCA